AUGGCAGGCCUAUCCGCUGACACUUGCCCUGCAAAGGCAGAGCCGACCCUUUCUUUUACACAAGGCCUCAUUCUCGGCCAGCUCUCAGUCGUCCUCGUUCUGGCGGCCUUUAUCAAAUUCUUCAUCUUCGGCGACCCUCCCUCGCCAGAGGUGACAGCGUCAUUGAGAGCAACAGAACGUCGGUCAAGGACGUUGGCUCAUAAGCGCUCUCUCCUUAGUCUUCGUACAGCAAAUGCGAAGCAUGGCCAGCAGACGCUCAACCGGAAGAAGUCGAGCGUCCUCCGAAAUCCUCCGAACUUAACCAUCGGUUCCAUCCUCAGCAAAACCUAUUACAAUGUUGAUAGUCACCAGCCAGAAAGUUUGGACUGGUUCAACGUCCUCGUGGCCCAAACAAUCGCCCAGUUUCGAAGCGAUGCGCAACAUGAUGAUGCCAUUCUGAGCUCUCUCACCAAGGCAUUGAACGGAGGAUCGAGGCCCGACUUCGUAGAUGAGAUCCGCGUCACGGAGCUUAGCCUAGGAGAAGACUUCCCCAUUUUUAGCAACUGUCGAGUCAUUCCCGUUGACGAGGACGGGCUGAACUUAGGCAGCGGCAGGACUCUUAACGCGAGCGCCGCAACGAGGGACGGCGCGAAGCUACAGGCACGGAUGGACGUUGACCUCAGCGAUAUGCUUACUCUUGCACUUGAGACAAAGCUCCUCCUCAACUAUCCCAAAAACCUCAGCGCCGUGCUACCCGUAGCACUUUCAGUUACCGUUGUAAGGUUCAGUGGCACCCUGUCCAUUUCCUUCAUCCCGAGCAACCCAUCACAAUCUACCCCGACCAUGAUGACUUUCAGCUUCAUGGAUGAUUACCGCCUUGAUCUGUCGAUUGGAAGUCUUCUUGGGGGCCGUUCAAGGCUAAAAGAUGUGCCUAAAAUCGCCCAACUGAUCGAGUCGCGUCUACACCGCUGGUUCGACGAGCGGUGCGUGGAGCCCCGAUUCCAGGAGAUCGCCCUGCCGAGUAUGUGGCCGCGCAAGAAGAACACCAGGGGACCGGAAGAUGGGUUAGCCGAGAUCAACGCAUCGGUGAGCAGGGCAAAAGGAAAGGAAAUCAACCCAAAUCUCCGCGCAGAAGCUCGAAGAGAGGUCGAGGCCGAGGCAAGGACGCAAACAGGUUGGGAGCAGGAUUCGCUGCGUCGGCGGAGGAUGCGCAGUGAUGAUGGAUUAACAAUACCCGGCGCAAUGCCAGGACUGGACAUCGAUAUGGAAAAAUGA
This is a messenger RNA of Colletotrichum orchidophilum, 1254 nucleotides long. RefSeq lists its product as uncharacterized. Lineage: Eukaryota; Fungi; Ascomycota; Sordariomycetes; Glomerellales; Glomerellaceae. Gene Ontology annotation, molecular function: lipid binding. Gene Ontology annotation, cellular component: ERMES complex; endoplasmic reticulum. The record is from RefSeq and is a predicted model, not a curated record. The transcript has 2 exons. Gene Ontology annotation, biological process: mitochondrion organization; phospholipid transport. The coding region runs from base 1 to 1254 and encodes 417 amino acids.